AUGUUUCAGACAGUCGUUAAUAUCCUAUUGUUGCUUUCUACUUUCCAAUCGUGCAGUUGGGGGCUUAAAGUCCGACGACACAGACGACUCCCGUCGUUCCCCACCGCCACGACUCACUUCCGCAGCGGCCGAAUUGCAUGCGACGGACGCACAGAUUCGUACAUCCUUGACCAUAAGGUCGGUAAUAAAUUAGCAGGACCCUCCGCAGUCAUCGACGUGAGCUCCGAGACGGAAAUCAAGUGA
Messenger RNA from Colletotrichum abscissum, 243 nucleotides. RefSeq lists its product as uncharacterized. Bases 1 to 243 code for a protein of 80 amino acids. The transcript has a single exon. The record is from RefSeq and is a predicted model, not a curated record. NCBI's taxonomy places the organism in Eukaryota, Fungi, Ascomycota, Sordariomycetes, Glomerellales, Glomerellaceae.